AUGGCUAAACUGCUGGAUGUCCUGUCCAGAGAGGACGUCAGACUGUUGGAGGUCUGUCAUCGCAGACACAGCGACAGAUCAGAUCUCUUCAAGACAAAGGUGGAGUGUGUGCUGGAGACCAGAGACAAGGCUCAGAGUGUCCAGCUGAGGAGGACUCUGAAGGAGCGCUACACCUCCAUAUCCUGGUUGGAGCAGCGGUCAGAACAAGCUCCACUGCAGACAGAGAAGACCUAGAUGUUGUUUAAGGUUCUGAGCUCGUUCCUGCAGAGCUGGGCCGGACUCGUGAUCAUAGAGUAAUCUGAACCAGAACCAGCAGACCCACUUAGCCCUGGAGGAAGAUUUACUUUCCAUUUUAAAUUGUCUGAACGGUGGAAUCACAGCAGCUGGACCAUCUU
Nematolebias whitei (Rio pearlfish) is the source of this 395-nucleotide messenger RNA. RefSeq lists its product as uncharacterized. Bases 1 to 234 code for a protein of 77 amino acids. NCBI's taxonomy places the organism in Eukaryota, Metazoa, Chordata, Actinopteri, Cyprinodontiformes, Rivulidae. The record is from RefSeq and is a predicted model, not a curated record. The transcript has 3 exons.